ACGAAUAGCUAUAAACAAUGUUGUUUGUUUUGUUCUGUUGAUUUUUUUACUUUGAAUCUGCUUUCUUGUUCUUCUUUUUUUGUGAAUUCGCCAGUUUUUAUCAUUUUUUAAUAUCCUGUAUGUUAUCAAAAAGAUGACAAGUACAGAAAGUGAAGCUAAUUCGUGUGGUUCCACGAGAAAAUCUUUCGGUAGAGGUAAAAAGAAUGGUGUUAGAUCUAACAAACUGGUUAAAGCUAAGAAAGGUUUAAGCUAUAAACUUUCGUAUUCUGCUAAGGAAACCGGCAACGGUCCUCUCUUUGGAGUUUCCAUGAAUGUUCAACUUCAAAAGGAUGGUCACUUUGUAUUUGCUACUGUAGGUAAUAAUAGAGUUGGAGUUUAUGAAUGUUUAGAGGAUGGAAGUAUUAAAAUUUUACAAGCAUAUUCGGAUCCAGACUCUGAAGAGAAUUACUAUUGUUGCACUUGGACGUACAAUGAUACUACUCUUGACCCCAUUCUUCUCGUUGCGGGAAGUAAAGGGGUCAUUCGAGUCAUCGACCCGGUGACAAAUGAUUGUAUAAAACAUUACAAAGGUCAUGGACAAUCCAUUAAUGAUCUCAAAAUUCACCCACACGAUCCAAAUCUGUUGCUCUCUGCCAGUAAAGAUUACUCUCUUCGGUUAUGGAACCUCAAAACAGACAUUUGUAUUAUCAUAUUUGGUGGAGUUGAAGGUCACCGAGAUGAAGUAUUAUAUGCUGAUUUUCAUUUGAAAGGUCAUAAGAUCAUUAGUUGUGGAAUGGAUCAUUCGCUAAAAAUAUGGUCUUUGGACAAUGAGCGAGUUGCCGCUAAAAUUAAAGAUUCUUAUGAAUUUAAUGUGGAGAAAAGUAAAAAGCCGUUCAAAACGUUUAAGCUUCACUUUCCGACUUUCACUACAAGAGACAUUCAUAGAAAUUAUGUUGACUGUGUUCGAUGGUAUGGUAAUUUUGUUUUGUCCAAAUCGUGUGAAAAUGCAAUUAUCUGUUGGAAACCCGGAAAGAUAGAGAACGAGAAUGAUUUUGAAUUACCUGUUGUCAAUUAUACAACUGACCAAACUACCACUAUUUUACAUAGAUUUGAUUAUAAAAACAGUGAAAUAUGGUUUAUAAGAUUCUCUAUGGAUAGGGAACAAAAGAUUUUGGCUUUAGGUAAUCAAGUUGGUAAAACUUAUGUUUGGGAUUUAGACACUGAUGACCCUGCUAAUGCCAGAUUUACUAUCCUUUCAGCCCCAAAUUGUACUACAACUAUUCGCCAAACAUGCCUUUCUCAAGACGGGUCCGUAUUGAUUUGCAUUUGUGAUGAUGCUUCCAUUUGGCGUUGGGACCGAUGUGAUUUAAACCAAGAUGCCAAAAUCGCUACCAAUGGCCGUGGUUAACUAGUAUUCUUUUUAAGGCUUUUGCCUUUACAACGUGUUUAUUAACCUUUUCCCUGUUAAUCAAUUGUUCAGUUGAUUAUCAACUACUUUCCUGUGCUCAUUUUCAUUGGUCACCAAGCAUCUUCACUCUUUCUUCCUCCAGAGUUUUUAUACUCGAAAUUAAUCAUUCUUAUUAUCAAUCAUCGCAAAAUUCUCAGAUCUCAUGCAUUAAAAAAAGUCAAUCAUUUAGUUCAAACCUUGCAUAAGCAUCUAUAGGCACAAUCAAUGAUGCACAUUUUGUCUAUUAUUGCAAACAAUAAUGAUUAUAGCAAAAACAGCGAAAAACAAAACUCCCUAUCAUUGAAUAUGAUUCAGCCAUUUACGUUUGUAAAACAAUUUUUAUUUAUGCGACUAUUUAAUUAAAUGACUAUACACACUUAUUUACAAUAAA
Molecule: messenger RNA, 1817 nt
Organism: Tetranychus urticae (two-spotted spider mite)
Lineage: Eukaryota; Metazoa; Arthropoda; Arachnida; Trombidiformes; Tetranychidae
Product: polycomb protein EED
Molecular function (GO): protein binding
Source: RefSeq, a predicted model, not a curated record